CAUUUUAGUGUUGCAGCGCAUCGUGUAAAUCCUGGUGCUCCUGAUGAGAGUUUCUAUGGCGGUACUAAGCGCAUGGUUUCAGGAUUGACAGAAGCUUUACGUCAAGAGUUGAGAGUUUUGAAUUCCCAUAUCCGAGUCACAGUCAUUUCUCCUGGGAACACACAAAGCAAUUUUUUCUCAACACUGUACAAUGACGAGCUGGCAGAACAAGCGUUUAGUGAAAUAAAGUGUUUGCAGCCAUCGGAUAUAGCGGCUGUGGUAUUGGAUGUGUUGAAAUCUCCUCCAAAUGUACAGAUUAAUGAAAUCACAGUGAGACCAGUUGAACAAGUAUCCUAAACUAAAUGAAAUAGCAAAAGCUCACAUUGAAAGGCUGAUCUUUGACAGGGGAAGAUUGCGAUUGAGUACCCUUACUUCAUCGAAAUUACCACCAUCAAAUAUGUACAACAGAUUAUUAAGCAUGGUAAUAUCACCCGAAAUAUUUUCGCUUUUGUUGAAUCCACGUGAUGUUUGUCGCCACUACAACGCUAUGACCUUUGUUUGUCCCGUUUUUUCAUUUGAUUUUACGCAUAACACAGGAUCUCACAGUGAAGGGAAAAUGGUCCAUUACAAACUCGAAUUGAGAAAUCAUUCAAAUGUAAUUUAUUAUAAAUAAAUGCAACUGAAAA
Saccoglossus kowalevskii is the source of this 665-nucleotide messenger RNA. Its product is annotated as dehydrogenase/reductase SDR family member 11-like. Lineage: Eukaryota; Metazoa; Hemichordata; Enteropneusta; Harrimaniidae. The record is from RefSeq and is a predicted model, not a curated record.